Echinostoma caproni is the source of this 459-nucleotide messenger RNA. Lineage: Eukaryota; Metazoa; Platyhelminthes; Trematoda; Plagiorchiida; Echinostomatidae. The record is from the annotation of a GenBank genome assembly.
AUGCGACCGAAGUUCAAAUCCCGGAUAUGCACUAAUGAGAGCGAAACUCGAGUGCUUCCGAGUGUAUGGUUGAGUGGAAGAGGUGAGGAAUUUCUCGGUCCAAAUGUGAGCAUUGGUGAGCGAGCAGUUAUCCGGGGAGGAGUUCGUCUACGAGAUUGUAUUGUCCUUCGAGAUGCGGAAAUUCGUGCUCAUGCUUGUUGUCUGAACGCGGUGAUUGGUUGGAACACAAUCAUCGGCGAAUGGGCCCGAGUUGAAGGCACUCCAAACGAUCCUAACCCAAACAAACCAUUUACCAAGUUGGACGUGUUACCCGUGUUCAAUGCGAAAGGCCAACUCAACCCAUCCAUUACAGUUAUUGGCUCGAACGUGGAAGUUCCACCGGAGGUCAUCGUACUCAAUUGCAUCGUUCUUCCUCACAAAGAGCUGUCACACAGUUCGAAAAACCAAAUCAUUCUUUGA